AAACCACCUAUAAAUACGGACGACAUUAUUAAAUUAACGGAAAUUUUGAACGAAGAUCAAUUGGAUUUAAUUACUCCGAAGCUACUUGGUGAAUGGCCAAACACUUACGUAUUUACGAAAGCAAUUUGUGAAGAUACUGUACGGCAAUAUUCCAAUGGAAUUUCAACUUGCAUCGUUCGGCCAUCUAUCGUAGUCUCAACGGCAAAAGAACCUAUUGCCGGAUGGAUCAAUAAUCUGUAUGGAUUGACAGGUGUUGCUUAUGGUGCGAUGAUGGGUGUUUUACAUACACUGCAUUGUGAUAAUACGGUUACCUCAGAUAUUGUUCCUGCUGACUAUGUUAUCAACAAUACUAUCGUUGCAGCAUGGGACGUCGCACAAAAACGAUCCAUGCCACAGAAUAUUCCUAUCUCAAACGGAAUCAACAAGUCUAAGCCCGUUGAACAAGAGAUUUCAGUAUAUAAUUUGGUUUCUUCCGUUCAAAAUCGAAUAAGUUUGUUUGAUUUGGCCGAGAAAAUUAAAAAUAAUGGGGUUCUCUAUCCAUCGGAACGAGUUUUAUGGUAUUACUCGUUAAGUCUAAAUCGAAAUUAUUACGUCAAUUUUAUUUGGACAAUAUUUUUGCACUGGAUACCAGCAGUUAUAUUGGAUUCCUUAGCAUAUCUAAGCGGAAAAAAGCCAAUACUGGUAGAAAUCUACAGAAAAAUGGAAAAUUUUUAUAAUGUAAUAAGCUUCUUUAACACUCGUGAUUGGGAAUUUAGAAACGAAAAUGUUUUAAAAUUAUGGAACAAGUUAUCUGUCGUCGAUAAAUAUAACUUCUUCUUUGAUAUUUCUGAUGUUGAUUGGGAAUGUUUUUUUGAUAUUUAUAUAAGAGGACUUCGAGUAUACAUGUUAAAAGACCCAAUGAACACACUAGAAAAAGGAAAAAUUUGCUAUAGAAAAUUGAAAAUCGCUCAUUUUACGGUAAAAAUGUUGUCUUGUGAGAGCCAAUUAACAUUGCCUUUAAUUGAAAAUAAUAUUGGUAGCGCUAGGAUGCUAUAUUAUAGCUUACUUUUUUAUCAAACAAUAGGUGUUGUAAUAGUAACAGUAGUUGGCAGUCUUAGUCUUUCAACAUUUUUGGUUUUCAUACAGCACGCUUGCUGCCAAUGUAGCAUUAUCAAGUACGUUUCUUGUAGGACAAACGGUGAUUUUCACGUCGAAGACCGGCUGAGCGAUGGAAGUAUGAAAGUUUUCGAAAAUGCAGAAUUGGAAGUAUUAUUUAAUGAAGACUUGUGUCAACAAUCAGAGGCAAUCGUUAUCGAAUGCAAUUAA
Polistes canadensis is the source of this 1305-nucleotide messenger RNA. RefSeq names its product putative fatty acyl-CoA reductase CG8306. NCBI's taxonomy places the organism in Eukaryota, Metazoa, Arthropoda, Insecta, Hymenoptera, Vespidae. The record is from RefSeq and is a predicted model, not a curated record. Gene Ontology annotation, biological process: long-chain fatty-acyl-CoA metabolic process. Gene Ontology annotation, molecular function: alcohol-forming very long-chain fatty acyl-CoA reductase (NADP+) activity. Gene Ontology annotation, cellular component: peroxisome. Bases 268 to 1305 code for a protein of 345 amino acids. The transcript is spliced from 7 exons.